UGUGCAGGGAGGACACGUGUUUUUCAGGGGAGGUUUGUUUGGUAAAAGGAAAGCUCUAUGUUUAGUAGAGCAACAGUGAGUCGAAUAACUAACUAAAUAAAUAAAUAGAUAGCUAGAUAGAUAGAUAGAUAACCGUGUGUGUGUUCGGUACUGGGUAAGCUAACUAAUUAAACACGAUUUGCUAAAUCAAAUCAUCGUACCGAGUACAGACAGUUCUGUCGAAAUAGUACCGAGGAUUUCUGACACAUUUUGGAAAGCUGCAGAAGGACGAUAACACAGCAAUGCCGGCCGGGACAGGCUGCAGAUCCCUGGUGCAGCGGCUCUAUGCUCUCCAGGCUGAGCGGGUGGAGGCCUACAGGCUUUUUGAAGAGGGGCACGAGGCGUACCUCCGGACGGCACCGCACUAUGAUUUUCAGCGCUACCGGCAGCUGGUGCACGAGAUCACGCUGGCGUUCAGCGGCAUCUCCAAGGAGCUGAUUGAGAUAAAGGAGCGCCUGCACAAGGAGUGUGAGCGGCCAGACCUGUCGGAGCACAUCGAGAAGCUGCAGGAGAAGGAGAGGCACAAGCUGGAGCUGACUGCCAAGCUGCAGCUUGCGAAGCAGAAUGUCGUGGAUCAUCCGGAAGACGAGAGCGGGCCAGAGCUGGUGCAGGAACUCAGGCAGAAGAUAAUUAAAACAGUGGAAGCAUUAAGUGAAAUCCUUCAGGACUUCAAGUACGAUUCUGAGGAGCUGGAGUGAUGUUCCCUGGCAGUGUUCGUGAGCGAGGCGAGAGAGGAGCGUCACGGACGGACGUUCACGGAGACUGAUGCACUCCACUUUUUUCCUGUGUGCACUUGACCUGUCUGUGGCACUAAAUGCCUUUAUUAAAGCAGAGCUCUGGUGUUCUUGGUGAGAAUUAUGUAUAGUUUGGUGAAGGACACCCAAGGUUUCCACAAUGAAGAAGCGAGAUCGACUGAUUCCCCCCCCCCCAAGUUAUACUGUUCAGAUGCAUGGGGUCCAAAAAUUGCUCCAAAUUGUCAGGUUAGCUAAGGUUACACAAACCAGAUAAAUAAACAACUAAAAUUUUUAACUUGUAAAUAGUCUUAAAUUGUUUUUAAUUGUUUUGAGAACUUAAUUUAGUGUUUCAGGUUUUUUCAUGUAAAAUUUCUGCUAAUGAUGGUUUGGGGUAAAUGCCUUUGAGAAUCCAGCCCAAGAGCAGCCAAAGGUGUUCCCUCCAUUCCUGGUCUUUGUUCCAACCCUGUUCGAAAUUGUUUAUCAAUUCAAACUCCCUCCAGACCCUGCAGAAGUUCAUGAUCUCAUUUUACCUGUCAAAACCUGGAAUGGAAUGAGCCUCCAGGACCGGGACUGGACACUUCUGAUCCUGCUCGUACUGUGCUAAAAUGAAACAUUGGUCAUCCAGAAACAAACAAACAAA
This is a messenger RNA of Polyodon spathula (Mississippi paddlefish), 1413 nucleotides long. It is a transcript of the gene rex1bd, whose product is annotated as required for excision 1-B domain containing. The record is from RefSeq and is a predicted model, not a curated record. The transcript has 5 exons. NCBI's taxonomy places the organism in Eukaryota, Metazoa, Chordata, Actinopteri, Acipenseriformes, Polyodontidae. Bases 282 to 737 code for a protein of 151 amino acids.